This is a messenger RNA of Spirometra erinaceieuropaei, 3773 nucleotides long. Lineage: Eukaryota; Metazoa; Platyhelminthes; Cestoda; Diphyllobothriidea; Diphyllobothriidae. The record is from the annotation of a GenBank genome assembly.
AUGCCAACGACACGUAGGUACGCGUGACUUAUGAAUCUGUAGAUUCAUACCAUGUUAGAGCCCCUUGUCCGCUUAGUUUUUGCCGUUACUGUGCGGAGUUGGUAAGGGAAGUAAUCCCUUCGGAAUCUAACCCCAAUUGUCUGGACGAAAAGCUAUACUGUCUCGGAGCUCAUUCAUUAAUCGCGACGCUUGUGGAUGUAUUCAGCUAUACUUGCGCGGCCCUUGUGAACUGUAGACUUCAGCUAAGUUCGAAUGUCUCCUUUCAGGACCUCGGUUAUGGUAUUCUGCCACGAUUUUAUGACACCGAAGCAUCUGAAGUGAGGCGUAAUCAAUAUCGGCAUAAAAUAUCAAUCUACUCUCACUCACCAAGCCAUGGGACAUUGAGUUGACUAAAGUGUUGUCACCUUUUAAGGGUGACAGCAUUUCAAAUUCCGUUAAGCGACUAUUGAGAUACUCCAUUGAAACAACAUAAAACGCAGCCGAACUCAUACUCACCAGUCCCACUAAGGCUAUCCCAAUUCCAUCGCCAAAGGUUGCCUUGCCAUUCCAAACCCUCUAAAAUCGUGUUUACGAAUUCACAUGCGCUUGUUGAUGCAAGUAAAUUUGGCGAACGCAAAGGCAAUUGGGAGCCAGGUCAGUUGAGCCCCUGUCUAAAUGGCUUCUAAAGCAGGAAAAUAUAAUUCCUUAUACUUUUAUCAUGAAGCACCUCCUAGAUAGCUGUCACUGUGUUGACCACAAAACAUGCUUCCGAGUCUUAGUUCGGGCACGAACAACUUGGAUAUUGUACUAUUUGGAGGCAACCUACAUGCGGCGGGAGAAACCCCACCUAUGCAGACAGUUGGACCACGUGGUCAACCUCAGCUUUUCCUGGCAAAUCUCAGUUCUUUGAUUUGCACACUCCUCCGCGUGCUAACUUCCCCAUUUUUCUUCCUAAGUUGUGUUUUUGGGAUACCAUUCUUAUUCGUUAGUUUGCGUGCAGUAAACGGUGACCUUGCUGUUUUAUAUUCACUUUCUCAGUGGGAGUUUAAAUCUCUGCAUUUUUCUCAUUCGGGAUCUCUGUUAUACAGCGACCCGCUGCAGUUGAUAAGCCGUCGCGGAAUUUGUUGGUUCCAAUGAAUUAUUUUCUGUAUGUUUGCUUCAAAAACAAAAUAACGGGCUGGAAAGAGGAGUAGGAGAAUAACUGGGCAACCAUGCACACAACCCAACGGGGGCGCAAGCGCCACCACCGGCAGGCGGCCGGGUGCCAGAGAGCUGCCAGCGCACACCAGGCUGCGAGGAUCAUCGUUUGCGAGUCAUGGCAUAGCAGACGUACACAAUCCUUAAAGCCCAGAAGGAGAGACGCAGUCCUGCAUUUGGCCUUGGCCAUCACACUUCAACGGCCGGAGAGGCAGUCAGUCAUUGACUGAGAGGCACUACCCAUAUACACACUCGUCACAUGCGUGAGAGUGCCAGAGGUCACGUUAAGAAGGAGCCGUUGCAGCCAGUCUGCCACUCCGCACGAAAGCAUGCAACUGGGCUGACCGUGUGAACUAAAUUGAGGCGUCAGUCGGCAACCUUAAAAGCCACGACGUUUGGCACACCAUGAUAGUCUCAGACUCGGAUCACACAUACAUCAGAGGAGCCACAUGAAGAGGGGACCUAGAAGCACACUCCCCAUUUAAGUGAGAGGUGUCUAUUUGGUGCUUGCGUUGUGAGGCGAUGGUUGAUGAGGAUGUGUGGUGCAGAUGCUGGUGGGCGAAGUUGUGAGAGUGUGGUAUGGCGAGUGGUGGUCUACAUCAGGUUUUAAUGAGUGCGCAUGUCACCCAAUAGGCUCGUGCGGUGGCUGAAUGUGCGAGGUCAGUUGAGGCGGAUGUGGCGAGUGUAUGUGAGUGCUCUAGGCACUGGUUUGCCAGUCUCUAUGCGAUGGAUUUACAAGUGGUCGACCAAGCCGAUGUGUGAGAUGGAGGUGCAACCGCAAUGAGGACAGGUGUGGACCGAGUCCACAUCACUUGUGUUGGGGGUGGUGAGGUCGAUGGUUAACGGUGCGUCAGAAUCGAGUGCAUUGGUAGUGGGGGCAGGAGCCGCUGCCACAGAGGUUGAGGUGGGGAAGAUGGUGGAGGAUGGCGAUGGGGCAUCAGGAGCACUGCUAGGGUUUAUUGUCCACGCGGGGGUCGGCACAGAGGUGGACGUGCAGUCGUCAUUCGGCGUCCUCCGGGUGCUGCAUUUGGUCCGAAGUUGUCCAUUAAGACCGAUUUGUGUCCGGAACGUUCGCUUACACCGUGAGCAUGUCGAGGAUGGUUGAGUGUUGACUUUACGAGGCGCAGACAGUUGAGAUUUGCGAGCUUCGCGUUUGGCUAUGGUGGCGGUUGGCUUCGUAGAUUGCUACUCUUGUCUUCACUGUCCCUCUUCAGACCGGUCGGUUCCGGACGAGGUCUUCCCAGUUGGCCGGGUUGAUCUGCAGGCGCUCCAAAGAGGUCUUCAGAGUGUUCUUGUAGCGCCGGACUUGGCCACCUUGUCGACGAGGGCCCCUGACGAUUUCUCCGUAGAAGAAUCGCUCAGGCAACCGCUCUUCGUCCAUCCGCACGAGGUAGCCACCCCAGCGCAAUUGCGAUUGUCUUAGCAUGGCUUACAUGUUGAGGAUUCCCGUCUCCUCCAGUGCAUUCGUGCCCGGGAUCCGGUCCUGCUACUUCAGCUUUAGUAUCCGUCGAAGAAAGUUGAGGUGAAAGUGGUUGAGUCUUCGCGCCUGCUUUUUGUACACCGUCCAGGUGUCCGCUCCAUACAGCAGCGUCGGCAGGAUGACCGCCUUGCGCAUCUUCAGGUUAGUGUUCAGAUGUAGACUGUGACGGUCCCAAACGGUGUUUUUUGCAGACAGCCGAAGGCUUGGCUGACUUUGGAAAUCCGGCGGCCUAUUCAUCGUCGGUCUUGGUGUUGCGGGAGAGGGUGCAGCCUAGGUAGGUGAAGAUGUUCACGGUUUGCUGUUGGGCGCCGUUGGUGUUUUUGUGAAGUGUAUUGCAGGCAGCGUUGAGUGGCGGCUGGUGCAUGACCACCGUUUUCUCCGUGUUGAUGAUCAGGCCGAGGUUGUCGCAGGCGGUGACGAAGAGGUCAAUGCUCCUUUGCAUGUCCACUUCCGUGGUUCCGUUGAGAAUUCAAUCAUUGGCGAAGAGAAGUUCGUGAACGGUAGUUAUGGACACACACGACUGAAAGUGCAUCCGCCGCUGAUUGAGGAGUUGGCCAUCUAUCCUACAAGCGACGCGGAUCCCGGGGCGUUUGUCACGGUAGGCGUCCACCAGUAUGGCAGAGAGCAUGAGACCGAAAAAGGUAGGCGCGAGGACGCUGUCCUGCUUCACUCCGUUGGUCACUGCGAAUGUCCCUGAGACGGUUUCAUUGUCCGUGACGCGUGCCGUCAUGCCAUCGUGAAACUGGCGCACCGUCUGAGUGAAUCGCUAAGGAUAGCCGAAUUUCUGCAUAAUUUUCCACAGUCCUGCGCGAUUCACCGUGUCGAGGGUUUUCGUCAUAUCCACGAAGGUAGAGUGCAGGUAGAUCCGCAUCUCCUGACACUUCCCCUGCAGUUGGCGGACAGCGAGGCUCAUGUCGGUGGUUUCACGAUGACUGCGGAAGUCGCACUGGCUUUCCGACACCAGACCCUAUUCCAGGUGGCUGUUGAGACGGUUGAGAAGGAUGCGAGCAAAGACCUUUCCGGUGAUGUUGAACAGCGAGAUUCCUCUGUGGUUGUCGCAGAGUUGACGAUUCCCUUUCCCUUGUAUGAAUGGAAAAAUGUGGCCUGGAAAUCCUGA